Molecule: messenger RNA, 2536 nt
Organism: Prunus avium (sweet cherry)
Lineage: Eukaryota; Viridiplantae; Streptophyta; Magnoliopsida; Rosales; Rosaceae
Product: RNA-binding KH domain-containing protein RCF3
Molecular function (GO): RNA binding
Source: RefSeq, a predicted model, not a curated record
UUUCAGGGUAACACUCUACAACAAGAAUUCUACUGGACCGGGUGUUCCUUAACCAGAGGAAAAAACCAAUCAGGUUUGCUUCAUUAGGGAUUUCGAACUUUCGGCUUCCCAAAAGCAAAACACUCCCUUGAUUGGUAGAAGAAGCAAACAAUGUCCCCUGAGUUGAACAAGUGCUGUUUCAACCCAAACUGAAACUCUGCUUCUUUCGAAUCUUCCACAACUGGUGCCACAGGUCUGCCAUAAUUUAGGGUAGAAAUGUCAGCUCCAUUAACGCCUUCAAAGAGACCACAUGAUGAGAACCCUACAGAGACAAAUGGGAAAGGGAAGCUGCAAAAGUCUGAAAAUCAAUCUUCUAAACUCUCCUCUGGCAAUGCUGUUUUCAGGGUACUGUGCCCUGUGUCCAAACUUGAUAGUAUCACCGGUGAUGGUGGCUCUUUUAUAUCACAAAUUUGUCAAGAGACUCUUGUAAAGGUCAGAGUUGAGGAAACUGUCCCCGGAUGUGACGAAAGAGUUAUUAUUGUGGAUUCUGAUAGAGAUAAUGAUGUUGAUACUGAGCAUAGCAUGGAGGAUGGCGUUGAAGGGGAAAAUGUGGAUGAAAAGCAUGAUGAUACUAAGGAUUCAAAAGAGAAUGAUGAAAAUAAGGAAUCUGUUCCUAAUGAAGAUUCAAAAUCUGACAACCUAAGUCCGUCUGUGCAGAAAGCUCUGCAACUUGUGUUUGAGAGAAUAAUUGAAGGGGAAACAGAGACUGAUGGAGGGGAUGAACAAAGUGACAAGUCUUUGACAUUUGUUUGUAGAUUACUAGUCCUUUCGACUCAAGUGGGAUGCCUUUUGGGAAAGGGUGGUAGUGUGGUCAAACAAAUGUCAUCUGAAAGUGGGGCACAAAUCCGGAUCCUUCCUAGAGAUAAACUUCCACUAUGUGCAACAGCUUCCGAUGAACUAGUUCAGAUUACAGGGGAAGUUGAUGCAGUUAGGAAAGCUCUUGAAUCUGUUUCUCAGCAGCUUUUGGAGAAUCCACCUCGCGAUAGUGACUCUUCCCUGUCCAACACUUCAGGGCCAUCAUCUCAUUCAAUUGGUCAAUCUCUUCCUAGACCAGAAGUAUAUCCCCCACCCAACCGUUCUCAAGGAGCACCAUAUAGUGAUCAGCUUGGUGACGUUGCAGAUUCACAUCCUGCUGCUCAUCCACUAAUACCCAAAUUCCAUGGAAGUGGUAGGAUGAAGCCUUCACAGGAAGUCCUAACUUUCCGCUUAUUGUGCCAUGAAGAGAGAGUAGGAGGUGUAAUUGGAAAAGGAGGAUCCAUAAUAAAGACACUUAAACAAGAAACAGGCUGUGAAAUCAAAGUUAUGGAAGGCGUGCCUGACUCAGAGGACCGUCUUAUUAUUGUAUCUGGUCCUGCGCACCCAGAUGAUAGGAUAUCACCUGUCCAAGAUGCCGUUCUUCGUGUCCAGAGUAGAAUAUUCAGGGCUGCACCUAAUAGCAAGGAACAAUCCAUGAUGGCGAGGCUUCUUGUUUCCUCUAAUCAAAUUGGUUGUCUCCUUGGCAAGGGUGGUGCCAUCAUUGCCGAAAUGAGAAAGUUAUCUCGGGCGCAUAUCCGUAUAAUGGGGAAGGAUCAAAUUCCAAAAUGUGCUCCAGAUGAUGAAGAACUUGUUCAGAUAAAUGGAGAAUUCGAAGCCGUUAAAGAUGCUCUUCUCCAGAUCACCACUAGGUUGCGGCAUCACUAUUUCCGUGAUGCAUUUCCUUCUAUAAAUUAUCCUCCAAAUCCCGCGUAUUUGGAUCAACCUCCGUUUCAAUCAUAUAUGAGGAGGGACCUCUCACCUCCAGGAAUGCAUUCUAAUUUAGGCAUGCCAUUUCACAAGUUUGAUGCUGUUCGUGGCCCUCCUCCACAUGGUGUUUUUCAUCCCCAUGAUGACCGUGCUCCUUUUAUGCACAAUAUUCAUAGGUUAGGUGGCCCCCCGCAUUUAUCUGAAAGAAGACCUUGGGGUCCUCAGGGACAUCUUGAGGGUGGUGGUCCACUAGGCUUGCCGAACUUUGCUCCACAAAGAAGAAUUCCAGGAUUUGGAGGAAGCCAGCCAGCUAUAAUAACGAACACCACUGUUGAAGUUGUUGUCCCUAGUUCCCUUGUUCCUGUAAUAAAUGGAGAAGAUGGUGAAUGCUUGAAGCAAAUACGUCAGAUUUCGGAUGCAAAAGUUACCAUUACGGAGCCUAAGCCCGGAGCACUUGAAACUGUGAUCAUAAUAUCUGGAACACCUGAACAAACUCAUGCUGCGCAGAGUCUUAUUCAAGCAUUUGUGAUGAGUGAGACUGAUGACUCUUCUUGAUUUAUGUUAGAAGGAUCCCUUUUGGUGCCCCUGAAAGUUUUAGAAAAGAUUGCCUUCCAUAUACCAAAUAUGGGACAAUGAGGUUGUAGUAAAUUGCGAGGAAGUUCUAAUAUCACAUUCUAACCUGUUUUGUGUAUCUGUGCAUGAGUGAAACUUUUAUAUCCCCCUCCCCCACCAUUUUUUCAGAAGGAAAGAAAAAAAAAUUCAAAACCCAUUACAA